Messenger RNA from Plasmodium fragile, 726 nucleotides. RefSeq lists its product as uncharacterized. Gene Ontology annotation, biological process: regulation of ribosome biogenesis. The coding region runs from base 1 to 726 and encodes 241 amino acids. Lineage: Eukaryota; Apicomplexa; Aconoidasida; Haemosporida; Plasmodiidae. Gene Ontology annotation, molecular function: nucleic acid binding. The record is from RefSeq and is a predicted model, not a curated record. The transcript has 4 exons. Gene Ontology annotation, cellular component: nucleolus.
AUGUCGAGGAAGUACUACGAAAAGUUGCUGGGCGAAAUACAAAACCAGUCCAAGCCGGUGGAGUCCAAAUAUGGAUCCUACAUUAUGCAGAAAUUUGGAUGGGCCAAGGGAAAGGGCCUCGGGAAACUCGAAAAUGGAGACGUGAGCAUCAUGAAGAUUAGGAAGUAUGGAGAGCACGGGCUGGGAUAUGAGGAACGCCAGAAGAAUGAAGACGAGAAGGAAGGCAUGUGGUGGGAAAACAUGUACAACAAUUGCGCCAAGAAAAUAAAUCAGGCCGGCAGUAAUAAGACUUCACUUGCCACGAGUGAAGAAAAACCCGAAAAAAAAAAAAAUGAAAAUAUAAAAUAUUCCAUUUUUAUUAAAAAAAGUGAUACUUCAUUAAAUUCAGCAAGUGAUAAAUGCGUGUCGAUCAACUGUGACGACCAGCCAUCUACCCAUGAAAACAGUUCUGACACAAAUGAUAAUGUGCAGGAUGAGGAGGAGGAGGAGAAGGGGGGAUGUACAAAUGGCUCAAAGGGCAGUGAGACAGCCAGUCAGAUAAAACCCGGUGGGGCUUACGCCAAAUGGAAAAUAAAAAAUGGCAAUGCUUUAAUCAAUAAGGCAGCCAUAAUUAGUAAGGUAAAAAAUUGGUCAAAAAACAAGAAGAAAUGGAAAAAAGGAAAUAUGUGGGGGAAGUACAGUGCGAAAUGGAAUGCCCAAGCGGAUCGUAACUCCAUACAGAGGUGA